Messenger RNA from Arachis ipaensis, 1282 nucleotides. RefSeq names its product thymidylate kinase. Gene Ontology annotation, molecular function: ATP binding; dTMP kinase activity; nucleoside diphosphate kinase activity. Gene Ontology annotation, cellular component: mitochondrion; nucleus; cytosol. Gene Ontology annotation, biological process: dTTP biosynthetic process; dUDP biosynthetic process; dTDP biosynthetic process. NCBI's taxonomy places the organism in Eukaryota, Viridiplantae, Streptophyta, Magnoliopsida, Fabales, Fabaceae. The record is from RefSeq and is a predicted model, not a curated record.
UUUUUUAACUAAAUUUAUUAAUUUCAAGAAGGGCGCGAAAGUUGAGUGAAUACUGAAUACAGUGAUAUGAGAGGCGCGAAAACCCUAAAUCCUCUCUCCUGUUCUCAGCGCCUCCUUCUCUGACGGAAUGAUGCAUUGGACGGAUCAAUGGCGGCGUGAAUUUGAUUCACAAACAUUUAUUUAAGUGCUGGGCGAGGAUAUGAUCUGUGGCACGUGUACCACAGCUUCUAAAUCACUAAGUUUCAAAGCACUAUUGUUGCAGAAAUCAUUCAAUUUUCGGGUUCAGUUCUUCUCCAAUUGUUCUCCUAAGAAGCUAAGAAUGGAUAGUAAUCUUAAUUGUAGCAUUGAGGGCAACAAAAAGGUGUGUAGAGGUGCAUUGGUUGUCCUAGAAGGCUUGGAUCGUUCUGGGAAGUCCUCUCAAUGUAGCAGACUAGCCAAUUAUUUGGAGGGUCAAGGAAUUUCUGCUGAAUUAUGGAGAUUUCCUGACAGAAACACUGAUGUUGGGAAAAUGAUAUCUGCCUAUCUUACUAACACUUCACAGUUGGAUGAUCAUACUAUUCAUCUCCUCUUUAGUGCCAAUCGUUGGGAGAAGAGGUCACUGAUGGAAACCAAACUCAAAUCUGGAACAACCCUCAUUGUUGACCGCUAUUCAUAUUCUGGUGUGGCUUUCUCCUCUGCCAAGGGACUUGAUAUUGAGUGGUGUAAGGCUCCAGAGGUUGGGCUGCUUGCUCCGGAUUUGGUAGCUUACCUUGAUAUUCCACCGGAGAAAGCCGCAGAAAGAGGAGGGUAUGGAGGUGAGAGAUAUGAAAAGUUGGAGUUUCAGAAGAAAGUUGCUGAAAGUUACAAAGCUCUUCAUGAUGUCUCCUGGAAGUCUGUAGAUGCUUGCCAACCCAUUGAAGAUGUGGAGAAACAGUUACAGGAGAUAGUAUUUGAUUGUGUCACAGAGUGUCAGAAGGGGAAGAAGCCGCUCUCCCUCUUGUGGUCAAAGUAGACCUAUUAUACUCUUGAAAGGGAUAUAGACAAAUAUGUGAGGAUCAAUCAUGAACCUUAUAAUAUUCGGUUGUGUUUGUUUCAUUCUUAUUUCCUAUGUAUCAUUAGUUAGACAUUUGUUUUCUAUAUAUAUAAUGGCAAAUAGGCUUUUUGUAAUCUUGGUGAGAGCACUGUAUAAUUAAAUUUCACUGAAGUUAACCUUUAUAGUUUUCUUUUUUUGGUCAGAAACCUUUAUAGUUUAUACACUACAAUAGAGUUUCUUGGCUAUGGUAUUGAAGUUCAUAUCCACCAA